Molecule: messenger RNA, 3974 nt
Organism: Notothenia coriiceps (black rockcod)
Lineage: Eukaryota; Metazoa; Chordata; Actinopteri; Perciformes; Nototheniidae
Product: nuclear receptor corepressor 1-like
Exons: 25
Biological process (GO): negative regulation of transcription by RNA polymerase II
Cellular component (GO): chromatin
Molecular function (GO): transcription corepressor activity; nuclear thyroid hormone receptor binding
Source: RefSeq, a predicted model, not a curated record
GUAAGCCCUUACCCUACAUGCCUUAUGAAAUGAAGCUGGCUCUGGAACAGGAGAUGCACUCUGGUCGGCCAGGCUCUCCCUACAGACUCUCCCCCAGGGAGAUGAGCAGAGCCUCACCCCAGCCUGACCCCAACGCCCCCAAUGCCUCCCGCUACAGUGUGCCACCAGUCCUCCACCCGGCCCCCAACCAGCUGGUCCAGAGCAUAGCAGACGGAGUCCGCGUGACGUUCAGCAGACCCAGUCGACCUCCGAAUAUUCCCUCUCCUCCUCCACUCAUUCCAACCACCAAGCCCACCGACAAGCCCUCCUUCAUCCAAGGAGGCUCCAUAUCCCAGGGAACUCCCGGCACAUACCUGCCGUCCCAUGCUGUCUACGGUCCGGAGGGGACUAAGAGCGCAGUGGGCUCCAUCUCUUUAGGUCUGCCUCGGCAGCAGGAUCCUAACAAACCUGGAGCUGCAGUUCCAUCCAUGCAGGACGGAAGGGGCAACCCAGCAAAGAUGGGCGAGGGUCUGGCUAAGAGAGGGUCCAUAACUCAGGGCACGCCAGCCCUUUCCCAGCCCAUCAUGGCUGCUGACCUCCUGAAGGGCACCAUCACAAAGUUGGCCACAGAGGACAUGAGCAACCCAGACAAGGCCAGGGGAGACCAGCUGUCUAAAGGUCAUGUCAUCUAUGAAGGGAAGAGUGGUCACAUCCUCUCCUAUGAUGCUAUCAAGAACCCAAGGGAAAACACCCGCAGUCCCAGGACAGCCCUUGAGCUGAAACGCACUUACGACAUGAUGGAGGGACCCUUGGGCAGGGGACACCCUUGCAGGGAAGGAGCUCCAUUCGAGGGGUUGAUUAGCAGAGCCUUGCCAAGAGAAGGUCAACAUGGAGAUUCUAAGGAAAGACCAAUGAUGACUGGAUCCAUCAUGCAAGGAACACCUAGAACGGCUGCAGAGACUUAUGAAGAUGCCAUGAAAUAUGGAAAGCAGAUAAAGCGUGAGAGCCCUCCCAUCCGCUCCUUCGAAGGGGGAAUUGGCAAGGGCAAGCCCUAUGAGGGAGUCAACACCAUCAAAGAGUUGGGACGCUCCAUUCACGAAAUCCCCAGACAAGAGCAGUCCGGCCAGGAUGUCUGCAAGACCCCCGAAAUGUCAGACAGGAGGGGUAUGGAGGGCUCCAUGUCCCAGAUUCACCCUCACAACCAGUCGACCAUCAAGCACAACGUCAAGUCCCUGAUCACCAGUCCCAAUAAGCUUCCCCACAACAUGCCCCAGCUCGAUGCCAUGGAAAGAGCCAAAUACGAGGAGGGCAAGGUGGUCCGCCAAUCUGUGCUCAACUCCACCUCUGUCCUGCGAUCCACCCACCAGGAGGCUAACAAGUCUCAGCUCAGCCCAAGCAUGUACGAGGACGCCAACGCUCGCAGGACCCCCGUCAACUACAGCACCAACCCUGGGUCCAGAGGAUCACCCAUGAUGGGACGUACACCCGAGGGUGUUAUGAGCUCUGCGAAAUCUGCUGCACAUGAAAGAAAGAAUGCCAUGACCCCGACACAGAGGGAAAAUAUCCCUUCCAAGUCUCCAGUGACGGGCGGUGACCCUGUGGGCUCUCACAGCCCCUUCGACCCCCAGCACCGACACAUUGUUCCUGGAGAAAUGUACCGAGCACACCUGCCUCCACACUUGGACCCCACCAUGGCCUUCCACAGAGUGCUCGAUCCUGCAUUCAUGUUCCCCAGGCAGCCGUCUCCAACCGGCUACCACAACACGUACCAGCUGUACACCAUGGAGAACACACGGCAGACGAUCCUCAAUGAUUAUAUCACUUCCCAGCAGAUGCAAGUCAUCCGACCUGACAUGGCCCGAGGGUUGUCACCGCGGGAACAGCUCCCUUACGUAGCCGGACCCGGAGGGAUAAUUGAUCUAGCCCAGAUGCCUCCAACUAUCCUGUUACCUCACCCUGGGGGAACAGGUAAUCCCACUUUGGAACGCAUCGCCUACCUCCCCGGAGCUCAGCCCCCUUUCCCUUCUAGAGCUUUCAACCCAACCUCCAUAUCGCCAGGCCACCAAGCCCACCUUGCUGCCGCGGUUGCUGCCAGUGCGGAGAGGGAGCGGGAGAGGGAGCGUGACCGGGAGCAGCAGGAGAAAGAGCGAGAGAAGGAAAGGGAGAGGGAGCAGCGGGAGAGGGAGAGGGACCGGGAAAUACGGGAACGGGAAAUACGGGAACGGGAGAGAACCAACGAAUACAUGCGCGGAGGUGGAGCAGAGCAGCCCGGCCGGCCAGGGAGUCGAGGUUAUCUGCACUCCCCCUCCCCCUCGCUCAGGACGCAGGAGGUGGUGGUUCAGCAGCGGCCCAGCAUCUUCCAGGUCAAGAGUGUCAUCACCGCUCUGAUGCCUCAAACAGCAGCAGCAACAGCAGCAUCACAGAGCAGCUCUCGCUACAGCACUGCAGCUGACGCUCUGGCUGCCCUGGUGGACGCUGCAGCCUCCGCCCCUCAGAUGGACGUCGCCAAGGUGAAGGAGAACAAACAAGAACGGGAAGACGAAAUGUCGAGGCGAGCACAGCAGCAGCAGCACGAGGCAGAGAGGCGCUCCAUGCAGUCACCAUACGGUGCUAUGUCUCUGCCAGGGGGUAAGCCUCAUUCAGCUUACACUGAGGGGCCCGGAGCUAAGGAUAAGGGCCCUCCAACGUCAAAGUCUCGCAUCGAAGAGGAGCUUCGGACUCGUGGAAAGACGACUAUCACAGCAGCUAACUUCAUUGACGUCAUCAUCACGCGGCAGAUAGCCUCGGACAAGGACUCAAGAGAGCGAGGCUCUCAGAGCUCGGACUCCUCCAGCAGCUUGUCAUCUAAUCGAUACGACAACACCGCCGGAGGAACCAUCGAGGUGAUCAGUCCUGCUAGUUCCCCAGUCCAACCCCAACAGGAGAAACCAGAGGAAGUGCAACCACAGGCAGCAGGUGUGAACACACAAACUCCAUUUGAAUCAGAAGACACCGGCGCUAAAUUCUCCAGAUGCGAAGCGGCAGGCCGAUGCGAGAACUAUGAACCCAUUUCUCCACCACAACGCUAUCCAGUGUUUUAUGGGGGAGAAACAGGAAGCGCCGGGCCAAUCCACUCCCAGAGACGAGAGGCUGAAAACUCUGAGAUCAGAGGAAUGACUCCGCUCUCCGGGAAGACUCCAACUCUGGUGGUCGCGGGUGAUUCUGAUGUUGGAAAUGCUCAACCAGGCACAGAGAUUUUCAACUUGCCUGCUGUUACCAGCUCCAGCAGCAUCAACCCAAGGAAUAACUCAUUUAGUGACCCGGCCAAUAACCUGGGCCUAGAGGACAUCAUCCGCAAAGCCUUGAUGGGCAACCUGGAGGAGAGGCCAGAGGAGCAUCAGGGGGGUCAGUCUGCCGCCAACAACAACACACCCAGCGCAGGCAGCGAAGUCCGCCAGGAGGCCAACCCGUCUCCCAGUAUGGGGAAGCAGAAGCAGAGCAAAGCCAACAGCCGGAAAACCAAGUCCCCUAACCUGGGUCAGGCCUACGCCGGAGGGGAACGUCCCUCCUCAGUGUCCUCCGUCCACUCCGAGGGAGAUUAUCACCGGCAAGCCCAAGCUCAACCCCAGUGGAGCUGGGACGACCGACCCUCAUCCACAGGAUCAAUGCAGUUCCCAUACAACCCGCUGACCAUGCGCAUACUGAGCAGCACGCCACCCACCUCCAUAGCUUCCCCCGCCAUUCAGAGCCAGCAACAGCAACAGCAGCAGCAGCAGCAACAACAUCAGCAACAACAUCAACAACAUCAACAACAACAACAACAACAACAACAACAACAGCAGCAGCAACAGCAGCUGCAGCCGCCUCCUGCUGGAGCUCCGGUGGCCCAGCAGCGGGUGUGGCAGUCUCUGCUGUCAGAGCAAUACGAGACCCUAUCUGACAGCGACGACUGAGCCCCGCUCGCUACAAGCCCCGACAACCAGAAGAGAGCCCUCCCUGCACUAAGGCUUGUCUUU